This is a messenger RNA of Jaculus jaculus (lesser Egyptian jerboa), 271 nucleotides long. Its product is annotated as small nuclear ribonucleoprotein G-like. The transcript is spliced from 2 exons. Lineage: Eukaryota; Metazoa; Chordata; Mammalia; Rodentia; Dipodidae. Gene Ontology annotation, biological process: mRNA splicing, via spliceosome; spliceosomal snRNP assembly. The record is from RefSeq and is a predicted model, not a curated record. The coding region runs from base 1 to 252 and encodes 83 amino acids. Gene Ontology annotation, molecular function: RNA binding. Gene Ontology annotation, cellular component: U2 snRNP; catalytic step 2 spliceosome; U5 snRNP.
AUGGUGGUACCCAGGAAACAAGCCACCUUGGGCAACACACCCGAGCAGAAGAAAUUUAUAGACAAGAAGUUGUCACUGAAAUUAAAUGGUGGCAGACAUGUCCAAGGAAUACUGCGGGGAUUUGAUCCCUUCAUGAAUCUUGUGAUUGAUGAAUGUGUGGAAAUGGCAACUAGUGGGCAGCAAAAUAAUAUUGGGAUGGUGGUCAUACGAGGAAAUGGCAUUAUCAUGUUGGAAGCUUUGGAACGAAUUUAACAGUGGCUUUUCAGAGGAA